AUGAUAGUGACGUUCUAUCUGAAGAAUGGCGACAUGAGCUCGAGCUCGGGCCGGGUCAACAAGCAUUCCCCGAAGCGGACCGCCGUCGCCGACAUGAAGAAGAUGAGACGCUCAAAGCUCGGGUGUCUCCCCUGCAAAAUCAGAAAGAAAAAAUGUGACGAACAGAAACCCGUUUGCGGCGACUGCUCCCGUUUAUCCAAAGAAUGUACUUGGAUCGACUACGAAAACAUGCUGGAGGACGAGAUCAAGAACCUCCGCGAGAAGACCCGCGAGGAAGAAUCAAAACAUAAACUCCGCCAGCGGCGCCCGAAAAAAGACCCAGCGGUUUCAGAAGCGGCUACGGUACAACCGUCACCAGCUGCUAGCCACAUUCCGUACUUACCUACCCAGACAAAUACGCCACAAAUCGCUGUUGGAACUCCUCCACAACCAGACACUUCCGCGCUUGAUUUAGACUACGACGAUGCCGAAUCCAGGCUGCCACUGGCCUUCCUCCUGUUCUUGAAAGAUUUAACUAAUUACCAGCCCGAUCAGCCUCGAUUAACUGAAGUAUACGAUGAGGGAGAAGCUCCUGAUACUAAUGAAGACCAGCAGAUACGCGAUAUCGUCAAGCUGCCGAGCUUCCUGUCGCUCAUGGAGCUGUUCUCCUACGACCCUGUCACCUCCAGCUAUAAUCACUUAAACGCUAGCAAUAGUUUAAGUUUGAGCCAGAGCAAUUACCAUAACUUUGUUGCCCAAGUGAACCAGAUCCUCACGCCAUUACUGACCCAGGAGCCAAGCUAUAUGCCUGAUUUAAUCCUGGGCACCGCCAACUACUUGUAUUCAUACUACGUGGAGACGUUAUCGCAACAGGUGCUGAUUGCCCCUAAUUCUCAGGACGGCUCCAAUUCGUACCAAAAAGUGUUCCUUCCCUUGGCACACAAAAACCAGGGUGUUCUCUACGCCAUUCUCGGCUGGGCCGGGUUUCAUCUUGGCGGCGAAUGGCAGGUGGAAGGGGCAAAGUAUACCGAAAUGGCCAUCGAGCAAAUCAAUAAGGAAUUGUUCAAUGACCCCGUGACCGAUAUCAGUCGCCCGCUGCUACAGUCGACAUCGUUAGCCAAGAUGGAUCGUGACCAAAUCUUAGUGAAAUUGGCGACACUUCUCAUCUUAUGUGGCUCAGAGAUUUGUCGGGGUGACGUCAAAAACUGGUCCAUCUUCCUCAAAUGGGGGUGGAAGCUAUUGGCAGCCAACGGAGGCAUUCUUCAGUUUAAUAAGUCAAAAGAAGAACACUGGCUCAUCUCUAAUUUCGCCUACCACGACUUGUUGCUGUCGCUGUCAAACGAACGUGGCACGUAUUUUGACCUGAAGGAGUACGACGAGAUCUUUCUCGAUAAGCAAGGGUGGUCUCGCGGCAGUUUGAACCCGUUGCUUGGUGUUGCCAAGCGGCUUAUCCGCAUCAUCGGCGAUAUCCUGACAUUGUUGUACGACUCGAAGCGGCUGCUUAACUCGUACUAUAACCGUGACUUGAGCCCCUUCCAUGUUAGUGACGACGAUGUGGCGCUGGAAGGCAGUGAGCACGGGAUGAUCUCGCGACUUUUGUUGCUGGUGAUUGAAAAAGCCAAGCACUUGGAGACGGAAAUUGAAAACUGUGUGGCUGAUCCGCUAGAUUUGGUGGGGCUUACCGACGAAGAGAUGGAGCUUCAGCUUACGAUGUUUGAAGCGUUCCAAAUAAGCGCCAAAUUGUUCCUCAAACAGCUGAUCAUGAAGUGUAACCCGCUGAUGCUCGAGUGUCAAGUGCUUAAUAACGACUUAAUCAAGUGUCUCGACAUUCUUGUGGGUACAGGAGUGCAACUGGCGCUUGUGUUCCCUUGGUUUAUGGCCGGUAUCCAUCUGGUGACCCCUCAUGACCGCAACUUGAUGAGAAAGCGGUUUGACAACUUCAGCAAACACUACGGCAUGUGGAACGUCAGUCGCGCCAAGUACGUGAUGGAACGAGUGUGGGAGCAGAAUCUCCAUGGCAACAACGUGGUUGACUGGUACGCCAUCCUUAAAGACUUGGACUGGGAUAUCAGUUUCGCAUAG
Molecule: messenger RNA, 2061 nt
Organism: Diutina rugosa
Lineage: Eukaryota; Fungi; Ascomycota; Pichiomycetes; Serinales; Debaryomycetaceae
Gene: UGA3
Product: Uga3p
Exons: 1
Coding region: 1-2061 (686 amino acids)
Biological process (GO): positive regulation of transcription by RNA polymerase II
Cellular component (GO): nucleus
Molecular function (GO): transcription cis-regulatory region binding; DNA-binding transcription factor activity, RNA polymerase II-specific; zinc ion binding
Source: RefSeq, a predicted model, not a curated record